AGCUCAACUAGUAGAGGAUUGCGUAACCAGUGCAUAGGUCAUGGGUUUCAAUCCCAGGAAACACACAUACUGAUAAAAUACUUUAAAUGCGCUUUGGACAGAAACGUGAGACAAAUCUGUAGAUGUAAAAAUGGCAUCUCAAUCCAAAAUGACUGAUUUCACACUUCCAUGGAGACUAAUAUAACUUGUAGAAAUAUGUAAUCUAACAUAUAAAAUCAGAGGAAAAAUGUAGUGCAUAGUAAGAACGAUCCAAUAAAUCAAGUGCACAUUACUUCGGAAGUCCCCAACGCAAAUCAGCUCCCAGCAGAGAACUGUAAAGCCCUAACGUGCCGAAAACCUUCUCUCCAGUACCGCAGUACACUGAGCUCCCUAUAAAUCACCUUAUAUUCAUCAUAGCGCUCCAGAUAUCUCCGCCCCCUCCGCGCUCACCAUUGGCCAAGUCUCCUCCUUCAAGCCCCGCCUCCUUCCUUGCCCACCCGCGAUUGGCGAAGGGGAUUUCUCCUUGAGCUGUCAAUCAAAGGUUUCUUUGGUGCACGCUCUCAAACGCCUUUAACGAUGCACAGUGAUGCUGAACCACUGAGACCGUCAGCUUCCCACAGAACCUCUGCAUUAUAUUCACUCCCGUCAUCCCGACGCAUUUUCCCUGGAUUCUUCCGCGCUCAGACUUAAAUUCUGUGUGUUAUUUUGCACAGGCAUUUGUUUGCGCGUCCUUUGGCACUCCAGCAGAUUGUGUUUGGUCUCCUUGCGCAGGGUCACUCUGGAGAACCGACCCGUCUUGAGGCACUCUUUACGCACUUGGAAGAUUUGUGGACUGCGGACGCGUGCAUAGCGCAAAAGGAGGAACGGUGUAUGCGUUUUCCUGCUCGCUGUUGCUGCAAGAACUGCCACGUACAAAUAAUAAACAGUCGGCGAAACUCGAACCAUGAGCUGCGCAAUGGUACGAAGCGCGCUCGCCGCUGCGCUCCUGGCGUUGCUGUGGAAAGGGCCAACCAGCACACAGGCAGCCGAGUUCGGCCACAUGCCCGACAACAUUACAGUGCUGGAAGGAGAAAGCGUCACUUUGAGAUGCAAGAUUGAUGAAGAGGUCACUCACAAAGCAUGGCUGAACCGUUCCAACAUCCUCUUCACGGGCACAGAUAAGUGGUCUCUGGACACCCGCGUCUCCCUGGUGAACAACAACAACAGCGAGUUCUCCAUUAAGAUAGAAAGAGUGAUGGUGACAGACGAGGGACCCUACAUAUGCAGCUUCCAGGCCAAAAACCAGCCCCACACGGCCCAUGUCUACCUCAUCGUUCAGGUGCCGGCCAGGAUAGUGAACAUCUCCGAGGAUAAAUCUGUCAACGAAGGCGAUGACGUGAACCUCCAUUGUCUGGCAGUGGGCAGACCGGAGCCCACCGUCACCUGGAAAGACUUCAAAUACGGUCUCAUGAGCGAGGGAGAAUUUCUGGAAAUCACAGAAAUCAAAAGGAACCAAGCAGAAGAAUUUGAGUGCAUCACCCACAACGGCGUCGCGCCUCCAGACACCCAGCGUGUCAAGGUCACCGUCAACUAUCCACCAGUCAUUACAGAUGUGAAGAAUAUGCCUGCCCAGCUGGGGAAGACUGCCAUUUUACGUUGUGAAGCCAUGGCGGUGCCCACAGCCUCGUUUGAAUGGUACAGAGAUGACAGAAGGCCAGUAGAGAGCGAUAACACGCUGAAGAUCAAAAAUGAGAAAACGCGUUCCCUGCUGCUUUUCACCAACGUCACGGAAAAACACUUCGGCAACUACACCUGCUUCGCCUCCAACCGACUCGGCGCUUCCAACGCCAGCAUGUUACUCUUCAUGCCCGGGGCGGUGUACGGCGGAGGGACGUCUCUCAACAGCCGUUUAUCAGGAGCUGGCCUUUGGUUCUGCCUCUCCAUCUCUGUUCUGAUGAAGGUCUAAAACUGUCCUGCCUUUGGAAGGAGUCUUUAAAAACGAACCCAUCACUGUGAACAAAAAGAAAUUAUGCAUUGAUCCAGGAGCCAUCGCUACAUCUCUCGGCCAUUCCUUCCCAUUUCCUCUCUCAUUCAGCCCCGUCGUGUAUCACCGCUUCAUUCCCGUUUCCGACGACGGUCACCGUUCAACGUCCAAUGCAAAUGAAAUGUCGCUGAGUAAUGUUAUGAACCGUUCAACAGUUUGGUGUCUCUCGAUGUGCGUGCUGGACAUGCUGUUUGUACUCCGUGGGUUGUGGAUCUGUGAAGAUAAAGGUGCUGACAAAAAUCCUGAAGAUCACGUGACUCUGUAGAAGCGUUUGUGGUUGACCACCAGCCGCCGGUGGCUCAAGGUGUGAGAGACAAUUGACAGUGCGUUUUUACCUACGUAGCUACGAUGAAUGAUGUCAAACCACAUCUUUCCUUUUUAGCAAGAAGGGGCGAAUCAUCUCGAGCCCUAGGUUGCGUUCAUUAAGAGGUCUCGACCCAAGGCAAACAUCAGUCUCCUGUCCAGCCACUACACUUCAGUCUGUCUGUCGGUCGGUCCAUCAAACGGUCCGUCACCCUCGAUGUAAAUAAAUAUGCAGUAGACGCCCCCCCCCCCCCAUUUCCAGUCAGGCUGUUUCAAUAUUUCAGCCUGGAGGAUAUUGCUGCCUUCAGGUCAUGUUGGGAUGAUCGUAUUUGUGACAUCAUUGUGUUGAUAGUGUUAUUGUGAAUGUUGACUGUACGUUAUGUUUUUUACGCAUUUCGUGUGCUGUUGAUGAUGAUCAAGCUUGAAAUACUAAACUAUUAGCCGUUUUACGAGGCUUGUGUGAGCAAACCACAUUUCUCAUUAAUGUUUGUGGCUAAUGUUUCUCUAUUUCAUCGCAAGUGAAAAACAGAGAAAGAAAUGCGAAAUGUUGACCUCCUGAUCUCGUAAGUGUGAUCUUCCCAAACGGAUCUUGAAGGCAGAAGACGUUUCUGGCGUCCGAAGCAGUUCCUCAUCUUCCUCGUUGCUUGUGGAUAGCAUGUACCGGUUAGAAAUGUCCCUCUUGUGACCUCACUUCCUGCACCGACCCCGUUUUAACCCCUGCACUGUGUACAUUUUAAUCUGCAAGGUUAACUGCUAUAACUUUUCGGUGUUAAUAAUGAUGAUUAUAAUAAUGAUGAUGACGAUGACAAUGUUAAUAAGUAUUUGAAUAAAUAUAGUAAUUCCGUGUACGAAAAAAAAUCGACAGAGCUCA
This is a messenger RNA of Triplophysa dalaica, 3176 nucleotides long. RefSeq names its product IgLON family member 5 (gene iglon5). The transcript has 8 exons. Lineage: Eukaryota; Metazoa; Chordata; Actinopteri; Cypriniformes; Nemacheilidae. Bases 923 to 1924 code for a protein of 333 amino acids. The record is from RefSeq and is a predicted model, not a curated record. Gene Ontology annotation, cellular component: neuron projection.